AUGAAAGGUUUGAGAGCGAGCGCCUUAGUGGAAACAAGGGCGUUGCUGGCGAGUGCGGUAUUGACAUUUGAGGUGGAUGGCAAGCCGGUAGAUAUGGUCAAGGCUCUUGGGUCGCUGAACAAGUGGGACGACUUAAGCGCGGCAAUUCAAUCCGGUUGCAAGCUUCUCUCGCACGUGCCGGACGUGGUAAUAGGGUUGCCCGGCGUUGAGCACGUUGAUUUGUCUACUGAAAAGUUGGACGCGCUGCACAAGGAACUUCAGACAAAUAAGCAGUUGUUUACGAGGACUAUCGUAGCUGUGAGCCACUGUCUUUUUGCGAUCGCCAAAGUGAUUCGAGUACACCCAAAGACGUGUGGGGUUCCGAAAGGGCUGCAGGAUGCCAUCCUUGCGUGGGUGGCUAGGUUCCAGCAGCGAGCGCAGGACGUGGAACCAUCGGGAUCGGGAUCGAGAUACUGUCCGUAUGCUCCAACAAGUGCCACUCGAAUUCAAGACCUCAAGUUCUUUCUGAUAUCGGUAUACCGUUUCUUCGGGACAGACGCGGCACGCCUCAACCACGUCACUGUACCAACACUCCAGCCCUGCAAUCCAGAGGCGGUUAUGCCCGGCACGUGGGAAGAGACUAAAACAUGUCUGGAUCUCCAAACCCUCUGCCCCGGACAGGAAGGUUGGGUACGCGCUGAAGCGGUUUCGUGGGACGUGUACAAGGAGAAAAUGGGAAACCUGGCGUUGGAUCCUCCUUCAUAG
Gregarina niphandrodes is the source of this 744-nucleotide messenger RNA. RefSeq lists its product as hypothetical. NCBI's taxonomy places the organism in Eukaryota, Apicomplexa, Conoidasida, Eugregarinorida, Gregarinidae. The coding region runs from base 1 to 744 and encodes 247 amino acids. The record is from RefSeq and is a predicted model, not a curated record. The transcript has a single exon.